AUGGAUGUCGGUCUGACAGCGUUGAUGGUCUGUGCAGCUGCGGGCUUGGUAGAUUCGGUCGAUCGUUUGCUCGGUUUUGGUGCGGAUGUGUUUCUUCGUGUCCCAAUACCCUACGAGGUCCUCCAAGCCCGUAACCGUGGUUUAAAAGAUGCUGAUUUCAAGCUGAUGGGACCGAAACAUCGACGUAUUCAGUUUGGGGAUGAAAACUACAUGGUAGUGGGUAUGAAUGCAUACGAUUUGGCCCGAUCGUUCGGUCAUCGUCAAGUAGCUUCCAUAUUAUCGAAACACAUGGCUGCCCACAGUUUGCGACAUGUUCCCGAGAACUGGGAAGCAGUGCUCUAUCGAUUCGGUGCAUGGUUCGACAGCGCAAUCUGUUCAUCCCCGUUUAACCAAUGCAAUACUGUGGAUAAGCACGACGGGGUUACUAGCACGCCAGAUGCGGACAAUGACACACUCACCGGUGAAAUGAAUUUGAAUCCGUCUGAUCCUGGAACCGGAUUAAUCACAACCUAUCUUGUCGCCCGAAAUGGCUUGCAUCCGGAGACCGUGGUGGAUUUUGAUUUACUCGUGAUACUACUNACUACUGACCAAAUUGGAUAUGUGUGUACCCGAAGCAAGCAUAUUGUCCUAAUCCUGCAUUCGCGAAUGCUUGUGGCUGAUCUGACCCGUGUUUAUGCCAAACCGCCGGAUGGAUAUCGCAAAAUUAUUUUAUCUUCCAAUAUCACAGAGUCUUGUAUGUCGUUUGAUGACGUGCGCUACAUAAUUGAUUGUGGAUUGGAUUGUACGAGUGAGGGGCGCUUAGCUCACGCACUAGCUCUGAUUCAUAGAGCACAUGAAGUGCUGGAACAGCUAGUCGAUGAUGAGCUAUCCAAGUUUGCCGAAUUCGUCCCUGGCCAGUCAGAAGCGUGCAUCCAGGCGCGACUCCUGGCUCCGGCUAACGUUUCUAUACAAACCGUACUGGAUGCCGUUCCAAGACCACCAGAAUCCGCUGCCUGCUGUGAUUCGAUCCUAUCCCUCAUGGAAAUGGACGCCUUGGAUACGUUCCAAGACUUGACGGAACUUGGAUAUCACAUAUGUGAUAUUCCCAUUCCUCCACGAUAUGCCAAAAUGGUCCUGGUCAGUGUUGCCUUAAAAUGUCUCGAUCCCAUUCUGACGAUUGCGUGCAUUCUAACCUACGCGGAACCGUUUGUUAUCCCGAAGAAUGCAACCGAACGUCGCGAGAUGCUUAAUGCACGAAAGAAAUUCUCGGCUGACACCCUGAGUGAUCACAUGAUGCUUUUACGUGCAUUUCAAUUUUGGCAGAAGGCUCGUUCCGAAGGAUGGGAGAAGAGUUUUUGUCAGAAAAAUUUUAUUUCCACCGCCGCCUUUGAAAUUAUUACGGUUAUUCGCACUCAACUGCUUGGCCAACUUCGCGCAUCGGGAUUUGUGAAGGCUCGGGGGAGCGGGGAUAUUCGUGAUUUGAAUACGAACUCGGAGAAUUGGGCCGUUGUUAAAGCCGCUAUAGUGGCUGGUAUGCAUGCGAACUUUGUUCGUAUUGAUCGGGAUAAAAACAAAUUGUGUUCUACGAAAGCUUCUCUCAAUCUGACAGUUCAACUUCACCCACAAUCGGUGUUGGCCACAAACGCGGACGGAACUCCGGUCAACUUUUCCAUUCUUCCCUGUGAAUGGUUGGUUUACGAUGAGAUGCUCCAACACGAUGAGUUCAGCACAGAUCUGGGUUUGGUUCGCUGUGUGACAGUCGUGUCGCCCAUCACUAUCGCAUUGAUGGCAGGUCCGAUGAAGUUACGCCCCGAUCUCCUCCGUCUCACUGAGAAUGCAAUUCAUGCUCCAAAUCCACUAUUCGUAGACUGGAGUCUAUCGAAUUCUAAACAGAAUCAGAUGAUGCGACCACCGUCAGAAAUUCCUGGGUCCAGUGUGAACUUAUUUUCAGCUCCUCGAAUUGAGUGUCCAAGCCCUGAUCCAAAUGAGUCCCACUCAGAUAGCGACUCCGAAGAGAUAUGGUCUGCUCUGACAGGGAAAACGAGUGGGAAUCCCACCAGCUGUCAUGAUUUUCCCAACCCUAUUGACUCUAAUCCUGUGACAACAAGUACCACAGUGCCCAUGGAUCUGCUAGAUUUUCGCACUUGCUUAGCGGCCGUAAGAUCUUCACGUUCCACCAACGGUCUCUUGUCUGUAAUGAACAUUCGUCCGACCAAUAGCAAAGGACACAACUCCCUGUCCGGGGUCACAAGUCUGGAUGCGCCGCAGGCCGGUGUGACAACAGACUCAACUCUUGUCCCCCUUCGUUUUGAUGAUAACGAGUUGUUACAUUUUCAGGCUGACGCAGUGGCUGCUCAACUGAUUUUGGCUUUAAGACAAAAGUGGCAAGCCUUACUUCUCCGUCGUCUCCGUAAUCCAGGAAAACAAUGCUCUCAACAGGAUGAGUCCAUUCUGUCCGUAUUGGUCACUGUGUUGACCUCUGAGGAGCAAGUGCUUGGUUUGAGACAGCCAUCUGGAGUCGGUGCACGACCUCGUCCAAUGGCAGCGGAAUUAUGUAACCAGUAUGAAAACAUUGUGAAAACGCCAACACCUCUAACUGAAACCAAAUCGGUUCGCAGUCCGGAUGAUUUACCCUCAGUUACCUCUGCCCAGUCAAUGACAAACCAGUCAUUUGUUUCUGCAACCACUAUCACCAGUCUGCCUUGCAGCUAUCCUUACACCAGUAGUCCACCGUUGGUACAACCUAAUCCCAUGGGAGCGCAGUCCAAUUCCAGUGUUUUCAUCGGAAAUACCACUCAUCAGCUAGUGUCUACGAACAUACAACCGGUGGAGCAAAUGCCUGUGUUCUCUCCCGUGCAAGAAUGUUCAGAUGUCCAGAAGUCUGAUUCGGCAGUCUCCGAAAGACUUGGGGCUCAUUUGCAAAACCCUGUAUACUCAAGUGCCACAAGUAAUGCGGCGUUUGGUGCAGUAUCUCAGGUCUUGUCGACACCUCCUGCAAAGAGCACCUGUUUACCUGAUGAUUCCAAAAUACCAGCUCCGAAACCGGAAAUGGAAUGCAUCGAGGUUCCUCCAUGCGCCGAUGGAGCCCAGUCCGUUUAUUACUGUUGGUCAGCUCAAAACGCCUUACGGCGGGAUCAUGUGAUCUCGAUGUUUCUUGUUUUGCUACGGAAUAGUUUUGUCCGAUAUCAUUUAUAA
Messenger RNA from Echinostoma caproni, 3174 nucleotides. The record is from the annotation of a GenBank genome assembly. Lineage: Eukaryota; Metazoa; Platyhelminthes; Trematoda; Plagiorchiida; Echinostomatidae.